Ziziphus jujuba (common jujube) is the source of this 558-nucleotide messenger RNA. RefSeq names its product glutathione transferase GST 23-like. Lineage: Eukaryota; Viridiplantae; Streptophyta; Magnoliopsida; Rosales; Rhamnaceae. Gene Ontology annotation, cellular component: cytoplasm. Gene Ontology annotation, molecular function: glutathione transferase activity. Gene Ontology annotation, biological process: glutathione metabolic process. The transcript has 3 exons. Bases 1 to 558 code for a protein of 185 amino acids. The record is from RefSeq and is a predicted model, not a curated record.
AUGAUGGAAAGGUUUGUGAAUGAUGGAAUACUUGCUAAUCUUGAUUUCUUCGAUCUGUCGACUUGUGUAGAAUUAGUUGGUCAGGAUGAAUCCAUUAUUGAGGAACAAGAUAUUCCAGCUAUUGUAGAUGUUAAUGUGCCUUUGAAAAGGUCACAAAAGACUAGGAGGUCAACUAUUCCUGAUGACUAUGAGGUUGUAUUUGGAGUCUCUGCAGCUUGGAAAGCUGAAGGAGAAGAGAAGGAGAAAACCAUAGUCUCAGUUAAGGAAUCAAUAGUGUUUCUCGAGAAGCAGCUUGAAGGGAGGAAAUUUUUUGGCGGAGAGAAAAUAGGAUAUUUGGAUUUAGUACUAGGUUGGAUACUUCACUGGACUGGUGUUAUGGAAGAAGUAGGAGACAUGAAGUUGCUUGAAAAGGAUAAUUUCACAUUAAUCCAUGAAUGGUCUCAGAAUUUCACUCAUAUUCCAAUCAUAAAAGAAUGCCUUCCACCCAGAGAAAAUCUCCUCAACCAUGUCCGUACUUUCGUCAGUUACUUUCUCUUGUUAGCAGCAGACAAACCAUGA